AGAGUUCAGAAUUCAGAUCGGUGGCCAUCUAUUUUCUUCUCCUAGCUAAGAGUUCAGAUUCUGCCAUGUCUUCACCAUCAUCAAAGCAUAUGCCAGACUUACAUUUUAAUUCACAAUCGUCAAAUUCAGAUCUUCGUUUAAAUGGUCUAGUGGUGGAUAUCGAAAUGCAAGAAAGGGGAACAAAAGAAACAAACCCUAGAGGAUCUCAUGAUCAAUCUGAAGCUUCAUCAAUAAAACAAACACCAUCAAAUACAUCUAUGCUUGUUAAUAAAACAAACACUGGAGGAUCUCAAGCAACUGAUGAAGCUUCAUCAAUAAAGGAAACACCAUCAAAGACAGCUAUGCUGGUUAAUUUCCUCCCCACUGGAACAGUCAUGAUCUUCAACACCCUUAUUGGGCCAAUAACUGAAACUGGCAAGUGUGAUACAGUGAACUUUAUAAUGAUGAUCAUUCUCCUAGCUCUCUGUGUUACCUCUUGCUUUGUAUUUCAGCUGGUGGAUAGUUAUAAAGAUGGAAGGAGAGUUUGCUAUGGCAUUGUGACUAGAAAAGGGUUGCUAGUAUUCACUUCUGACCUUGAGAAAAAAUAUAAGAAGGGAGAGAAGUAUACCUUACAGGACACAGAUAUCAUCCAUGCAAUCAUGUCUGUUCUUGUAUUUGUAGUCUUUGCAUUAUCUGAUAAGCGUGUAACGGGUUGUUUGUUACCUGAACAUGAAGUUGUAAUAAUGGCGGAAGUGAUGAAGACUUUGCCUAUAAUUUUUAGUAUUAUUUGUAGUGGCUUGGUUCUUAUCUUCCCCAACACUCGCUUCGGUGUAGGGAUGCGUGGUUGACUAGAGAAUCCUCACAGCACUUUGCAGCCCUUGAAGAUAAGACUGUUAAGUACUAUGCACUGA
This is a messenger RNA of Macadamia integrifolia, 890 nucleotides long. RefSeq names its product protein DMP9-like. Bases 66 to 827 code for a protein of 253 amino acids. Gene Ontology annotation, biological process: endomembrane system organization. NCBI's taxonomy places the organism in Eukaryota, Viridiplantae, Streptophyta, Magnoliopsida, Proteales, Proteaceae. The record is from RefSeq and is a predicted model, not a curated record. The transcript is spliced from 2 exons.